Onychomys torridus (southern grasshopper mouse) is the source of this 1538-nucleotide messenger RNA. It is a transcript of the gene Tube1, whose product is annotated as tubulin epsilon 1. Gene Ontology annotation, cellular component: cytoplasm; microtubule. The transcript is spliced from 12 exons. The coding region runs from base 74 to 1501 and encodes 475 amino acids. Lineage: Eukaryota; Metazoa; Chordata; Mammalia; Rodentia; Cricetidae. Gene Ontology annotation, molecular function: structural constituent of cytoskeleton; GTP binding. The record is from RefSeq and is a predicted model, not a curated record. Gene Ontology annotation, biological process: microtubule cytoskeleton organization; mitotic cell cycle.
UAGCGCGUCUUCGGGCUCGAAUCGAGGGCGGGAGUGCGGGCGGGAGUGUCCCCGGGCCCGCGCGCGGGGCGGCAUGACCCAGUCGGUGGUCGUCCAGGUCGGGCAGUGCGGAAACCAGAUCGGCUGCUGCUUCUGGGACCUGGCGCUGAGGGAGCACGCCGCGGUCAACCAGAAAGGAAUUUAUGACGAUGCACUAAGCAGCUUCUUCAGGAAUGUGGAUACCAGAGUGGUUGGUGAUGGCGGCAGCAUUUCCAAAGGAAGAAUAUCUUCUUUAAAAGCACGAGCUGUUUUGAUUGACAUGGAAGAAGGAGUAGUGAAUGAAAUUCUCCAAGGACCCCUGAGAGAUGUGUUUGAUAGCAAGCAGCUCAUCACAGAUAUUUCUGGCUCAGGAAAUAAUUGGGCUGUGGGUCACAGAGUGUUUGGAAGUCUUUACCGGGAACAGGUGCUGGAGAAGCUCCGGAAGUCAGCCGAGCACUGUGACUGCCUGCAGUGCUUCUUCCUCGUGCACUCCAUGGGGGGAGGAACAGGCUCUGGACUUGGCACGUUUCUGUUAAAGGUGCUUGAAGAUGAGUUCCCAGAAGUGUACAGAUUUGUGACAGCGGUUUUUCCUUCCAGCGAGGACGAUGUCAUCACCUCACCUUACAACAGCAUGCUGGCCAUGAAGGAACUGAAUGAGCACGCAGACUGUGUGCUUCCCAUUGACAACCAAUCUUUAUUUGACAUCAUUAGCAAAAUUGAUCUUGUGGUAAAUUCUGGAAAGUUGGGUACAGCUGUGAAGCCUAAGAGUCUAGUUACUUCAAAUAUGGGGGCUGUUAAAAAGCGCCACACGAAGCCUUUUGAUGCAAUGAACAACAUUGUGGCCAAUCUGCUCCUCAGCCUGACAAGCUCUGCGAGAUUUGAGGGAUCCCUUAAUAUGGACUUGAAUGAGAUCAGCAUGAACUUGGUUCCUUUCCCUCAACUUCAUUAUCUUGUCUCAAGCCUUACACCUCUGUACACACUGGCAGAUGUUAACAUUCCCCCUCGAAGGUUGGACCAGAUGUUUUCAGAUGCCUUUAGUAAAGAUCACCAACUCAUUCAAGCAGACCCCAGACAUAGCCUCUACCUCGCCUGUGCCCUCAUCGUUAGAGGAAACGUACAGAUUUCAGAUCUUCGCAGAAAUAUUGAAAGAUUAAAACCUGCUCUGCAAUUUGUCUCCUGGAAUCAAGAAGGCUGGAAGACUAGCCUGUGUUCAGUACCACCCGUGGGCCACUCCCACUCAUUAUUAGCUUUAGCAAACAACACGUGUGUGAAGCCUACUUUCAUGGAACUGAGAGAAAGGUUCAUGAGGCUCUACAAGAAAAAGGCUCACCUGCAUCACUAUCUGCACGUUGACGGGAUGGAGGAAGGUGCUUUUGCAGAUGCUCUGUCCUCUCUGUCAGCACUCAUACAGGAGUAUAAUGAACUGGAUGCCACAAAGGGCAUGCCUGUGCAGGAUGUGCCUAGGCUGAGUGUGGCAUUGUGAAAGAAGCAGCUAAAAAUGCAUUGUUACUUUGUUCUGA